CGGGGAUGGAGGCCGCGGAGGCAGCGCCGCGCGCGGGGACGGGCGGCCGCGCGGCCGGCGGCUGGGGCAAGUGGGUGCGGCUGAACGUGGGGGGCACGGUGUUCCUGACCACCCGGCAGACGCUGUGCCGGGAGCAGAAGUCCUUCCUCAGCCGCCUGUGCCAGGGGGAGGAGCUGCAGUCGGACCGGGAUGAAACUGGGGCCUACCUCAUUGACCGUGACCCCACCUACUUCGGGCCCAUCCUGAACUUUCUCCGGCAUGGCAAGCUGGUGCUGGACAAGGACAUGGCUGAGGAGGGGGUCCUGGAGGAAGCUGAGUUCUACAACAUUGGCCCACUAAUCCGUAUCAUCAAAGACCGGAUGGAGGAGAAGGACUACACAGUCACCCAGGUCCCACCCAAGCACGUGUACCGUGUGCUGCAGUGCCAGGAGGAAGAGCUCACGCAGAUGGUCUCCACCAUGUCUGAUGGCUGGCGCUUCGAGCAGCUGGUAAACAUUGGCUCCUCCUACAACUACGGCAGUGAGGACCAGGCAGAGUUCCUGUGCGUGGUGUCCAAGGAGCUCUACAGCUCCCCACACGGGCUGAGCUCCGAGUCCAGCCGCAAGACCAAGAGCACGGAGGAGCAGCUGGAGGAGCAGCAGCAGCAGGAGGAGGAGGUGGAGGAGGUGGAGGUGGAGCAGGUGCAGGUGGAGGCAGAUACACAGGAGAAAGCUGUUACAAGCCAGAGGCACCCGGAUGUGAGGCCCCAGAUCACCUCCAGGGACUUGGGGUUCCGAUCUGAAAUCCUUUAUUUUUGUACCACGGGUGGGCCCCUGGCCCAAGAUGGAAGAAGUGCUCCCCCCACCACCUCUGUCUGCACCUGCGUGCUGUGAUUCACCCCUACCUCCAGGGGCGGGUGGGGGCCCACUGGAACUUCUAAAGGCCUGAGCUGGGUGCUGGGACCCCUGGACAGAACCAUCUGCAUGGCCACAUGUGGCGCUGUCCAGCUGUCUCUCCCAGGCCCUUUGUCCCCUCUCCGGGCCCCCUGCUGCAUGGCGAUGCACGCCCUCCCAGCUGAGUCACACCACCUCCUUGAGCCUUAGUCUCCUUGUCAGUCCAGUGCAGUGACUCUUCCCACCUACCUCACAGGGUUGUCGUGAGGCUGCAAAGAGAGGCAAGGACCCCACAAGCCCUGGGAGAGGGCAUAGGGCUGCCCUUCCUUCACCUGCCCUGGGAGGUUUGGGUCGGGGGUGAAGGGUGUGGGUUUGGCUCUGCCAGAAGGAGGCAUGGAAGGAGGGGUGUGUGACUUGGCCUUCACCCUGGCUGCCCCCUGCCACCUACUCACACUGCUGGCAGAGUGCUCUGGCUGGGGGGGUAGGGGGAGCGGUGGCUCCGCAGGGGCAGUGGAGUGACUCAGGAACUUGUGAGAAGGAGAGGGGGACAUUCCUCCUCUGCCCGAGAAUCUGGGGGUGGCAGGGGCUGAGCGACGGGCCCCUCCGGUGUUUAUGGCCUCCCAGGACAGGUACUUGCUUCUCAACUGUGUCCAACCCUCCAUGUAAUAAAACCUGAAUAAAGCCCGGCCUGGCUGCCUCCCUCUCUUUCUCUGCGCCACUU
Messenger RNA from Cynocephalus volans (Philippine flying lemur), 1593 nucleotides. RefSeq names its product potassium channel tetramerization domain containing 17 (gene KCTD17). Gene Ontology annotation, cellular component: cytoplasm; Cul3-RING ubiquitin ligase complex. Gene Ontology annotation, molecular function: cullin family protein binding. The transcript has 7 exons. Lineage: Eukaryota; Metazoa; Chordata; Mammalia; Dermoptera; Cynocephalidae. The record is from RefSeq and is a predicted model, not a curated record. Gene Ontology annotation, biological process: protein homooligomerization; proteasome-mediated ubiquitin-dependent protein catabolic process; positive regulation of cilium assembly. The coding region runs from base 6 to 872 and encodes 288 amino acids.